Messenger RNA from Eleginops maclovinus (Patagonian blennie), 3555 nucleotides. RefSeq names its product WASP homolog-associated protein with actin, membranes and microtubules. The record is from RefSeq and is a predicted model, not a curated record. The coding region runs from base 84 to 2429 and encodes 781 amino acids. Gene Ontology annotation, biological process: endoplasmic reticulum to Golgi vesicle-mediated transport; Arp2/3 complex-mediated actin nucleation. Gene Ontology annotation, molecular function: Arp2/3 complex binding; actin binding. NCBI's taxonomy places the organism in Eukaryota, Metazoa, Chordata, Actinopteri, Perciformes, Eleginopidae. The transcript has 11 exons. Gene Ontology annotation, cellular component: endoplasmic reticulum-Golgi intermediate compartment membrane; cytoplasm.
GCGGCUUACGUCACAUCAAUGGCUGACAUGGUAAACAGAGCCAAAAGCUUCUCGGGGGCCGAAGUGAAACAACUGUUUUUAAGAUGAAUAACGUAGAAACUGAGCGUUUGGACAGUCUGGAUGGGUGGGUGGCGGUGAAAAGUAACAUAUUUGAAGAACCGGAGACGUUUAAGCUGGGUUUCAUCGUACAGUGGAGCGUCAUCGAGUGUAAAUUCGCCGUCACCUGCCACAACCGGACGCUACAGCGACAGAAACGCAGAGCUGAGGGAGUCUCCGGAGACCCUCAGGUGAGCUGGGCCGGACUCUUCUCCGUCAGCGACCUCAAACACAUCCACUUGCAGUUCACGUGUGUAGCGGACAUCUUGACACACUGCUUUCCGGACUUAUCAGAGUUCGACCAAGGCAACAUUUGGGACCUGCUCUUCCUGAGUCGCAGCAGGUCAGGAGGUCCCGGGGAGGAUGAUGAUGAGAGGGAUACAGACACGCCGUGCAGGAAACUGGAGAAAUACUUCAGCACGGCUAUUGACGUGUGCGGAAGAAAGAUUGUGCUCGACACGUUGUUCACGCAGGAUGAGCGGGAUGUUGAGGAGUACUUUGAAAAUCUGCAAGAGUUCAAGAGGAAGAGCAUGCAGGAGGAGAUGUCGAGGGCCAAGGGUCACGUGCGACAGCUCCUGCAGAGUCAUGGCAGUGCAGACCGAAUGGUGGCGCUGCUGCGUAUCUACGAGGAAGAGGACGAGGCGUAUCAGGACCUGGUCACUGUGGCCACCACCUUCUUCCAGUACCUGCUGCAGCCUUUUAGGGACAUGAGAGAGCUGGCCUGCCUCUACAAGAUGGAGAUCCUGAAGUCUUUAGAGUUUGAGGACUUGGGUCCUAAGAGAAUUGAAGCUCUGGAGAAGGAGGCGGAGGAGUGGAGAACGAAAGCAGAAGAUGCGGUCGCCUCAAUUCAGGACAUCACUGUCACCUACUUUGCACAAACUUCAAAAGCUCUGGCUGGUAUGUCAAAGCAGAUGGAGGAGGACAAGACUCGUUUCGGAGCUGCUGCCUGGGCAUCUGCAGCCCCCAGACUGGAGAAACUGCGCUUCCUUUUGGCCAAAGAAACCCUGCAGCAUAUGAGAGCUAAGGAGAUGUGCCUGAACCGCAAGAAAAACGGCAUCAGAGAAAUGCUGGGCAGCCUGUCUGGCCGGGUCAAGAGCCACAGAACUGAUCCCAGGUUUGAGGACGGGCAGCAGGAGGACACAGUGGACCAGUUGGAGAUAAGAUUUUAUGAAACCCAACUCGAGCUGUACGACACCAAGUUUGAGAUCCUGAAGAACGAGGAGCAGCUGCUGGUGGCUCAGAUAGACACGGUGCGACGGCAGAUUAAAGAGCUGAAGGAUGAGGUGGUGUACUACGAUGUGUGUGAGGAUCCAGAGGAGCUGCACAGCUUGUUCCACACAGGUGUUCAACAGAAGGACUCUCCCGCUGUCACUCAGCUCAAAAGACGGCUGCAGACCUUGGAGACCAAGAGAGGCAGCAUCUGUUCCCGGAGAGCUUACCUCCGAAACAAAAAGGAUCAGUGUAUGGAGGCCCAAGAGCAGAAGCAGCUUCCCGCCAAGCAGAGCUCCAUACUCUUCAACCAGCAUCAUCAGGUCCACCUGAAACGAGAGAAGAGGAAAGAGGAGGACCAGAAGAGGAAAGAGUGGGUGGACACGGAGCGAGAGAAAACUCUGAGCAGAUUACGAUCCUUCAGAGAGAGACGACAUGGCCAGUACAUCCUGAAGACUCCUCAGUCCAGGAUGUCUCCCACAGAGUGUCCCUCACAGCCUUUGUCCAUCAUCAGCCUGGGCCCACCCGAGGGCCCCCCCCCUGUCCGGCCUGCACCCAGACGCAAUAAAACACCCAAGAAAAAGCAGCCACGAGACAUACCUGUCCAAAUCUUCUCUGCACCGCCACCUCCAACAACAAUAACACCCCCCACUGCACCUCCUCCCCCACCACCUCCUCCUCCUCCUCCUCCUCCACCUCCACCACUGCCCCCCGCUUUCCGGCCUCCACUUGUCAAAGCUUCACCUUCCUCUGAAGACAAACCGAUGCCUCUCAGUGAAAAAGAGGACCCUCCUUUUCCAGCCAAGAACACGCUCAAACAAAAUAUAGGAACAAUGGACGAAGUGUUGGCCUCAUUGCAGCGUGGACAGAUUCAGCUUAAAAAGGUCUCCGCUCCAAAGACAGCAUCUCCUGCUGGGGACUCGAGGAGUUUUCUGAUGACUGCCAUUCGACAGGGAGUCACCCUGAAGAAGAUGGUUCCUUCACAUGUAGAAGUACCGGCUAGCGAUGAAAACGAGCUUGAGCGCAGCAUCAAAGCCGCCAUGAUGAGGAUGAAGAAGGUUGCAGCCGACUCUGACUCUGAUGACAGAGAAGACGAGACACACAGCACCGACUGGGACAGCUGAACACACACACCCACAUACAUACCGAUGAAGUCUUUCUCAACAUUACCCCCUCUCUGUUUGCUUGAUGGUUCUGAACUACAGCUUAUGUUGCUGCCAAAUGUUCACAGAAAAGCUUCCUCUUAGACACGGAUGGGAUUACGCCUCUUCUGACUUUAACAUUGCACUUUUCAAAAUAGCCCUGAGAUGUUGUAAUACAUCCAGAAUUGCUCAAAUCCAACCAGCCAGCUAGAGGCAGAAUCAGGAUUUAGUCUUCUUAAAAGCUGCGGGUUUGCAGAAAUCCAGAACCGAGCAAAUGAGGCGUUGUGUUUCAACGCUCAUUAAGGAGAAAAGCGGAGCAGUGGGGCUGUAGUACAGUGUGUAAAUGAUUGAAUUUAUCCCAACUCGCUGCCUGAAGGCCUUGUGAGACUGCACACAGCAGGGGAAGCCUGUGCUUCACACGUACACUGUCACAAAUACUCAGUUUCCCACAUUAAAGAGUCUAAACUGGGCUCAUUUGAAUUAUUUUGAAUGUAAUGAAAUCUGAACAAUUGUUUUUUUGUGUUCUACCUGACCCAAUAAGGGCUGUAGCAAACUGAGUUUUUUUGCAUUAUAUUACUAAACACAUGAAGUGCAGCACUGUUAACUAUUUACAGCCUUCAUGUCUUUGUCGACGUCUGGCUUUUGAUGCACUACUUUUUCUUUUAGUGUCAGAAAUGUGUGAAUGUUUUAGGCUUCAUUUAAGUGAAAUUGUAAUGUUCCUCCUAGAUGCCAUAAGAAAUGUUGUGACUAGUAAAGAACACAAGACCAUACUUUUUUAAAUAAUCAAUACUUCCUCUAAUUAUUAAAAUUCCCUGUAAUUUACAAGGCUCUGUCUACAUGUGGUUAAAUCUGCUGCAGCAUUAGCAGACGGGUUGUGAAUGUUUAGGAAAAGACUCUGACCUUUUGAACCUUUGACACAGCACUUACCUGAAAAGACAAGCCUUUAAUGUAUUAUGUACACAAAAUACAAUACUGUAGGGCAAACAGUAUUUAACGGUUUGCCAACAAAAUGUUUAAUCACUGCAAAGAUAUGAAAGUGUGUUGCUGCUAAGGGCUGCGGCUGAACUUGUACUCCUGAGUUUUAAAAAUAAAUGAUGUUGGAUCAUAA